Molecule: messenger RNA, 3463 nt
Organism: Chenopodium quinoa (quinoa)
Lineage: Eukaryota; Viridiplantae; Streptophyta; Magnoliopsida; Caryophyllales; Amaranthaceae
Exons: 2
Coding region: 697-1569 (290 amino acids)
Source: RefSeq, a predicted model, not a curated record
UCAGAAACUACCUUAUAAAUUUUUUUUUUGAGAACAUACCAUUUUAACAAAAUUUUUUGCCAGGACAUACCAGUCACCGGAUUUUCAAGUUUGACCUCAAAAACACGGCGUUGACCAGUCAUGUGCCGGGCACGUGACUUCAUUAAACCCAUUUCUUUUCUCUUUUCCUAUUCUUUUCCCUCAUCUUUCUCACGACUUACCCCUGACUAACUUUCUCUCUCCUCAAUUCAUCCCCUCCUGCAAUAACCCCAUCAUUCAACUGUAGCAAAGGAUGGCAAAAAUUAAAUUACUUUGAAGAAAAUUCUACUACACGCUAGGACUUCAACCACUAGAAUUAAGGUGGAGUUAUAAAAAGUGGAAAGCUAAAGCAAGCAAGGGAAGCAAGGGAGACCAAUUACUAUUUAGCACAAAGAAACAGGUACGAUUUCAUCCGCCAAAGACAAAACUUUUGCGAUUUAAUUAAUGGAAAUUGCGAAAUAAGAGGCAUGACCUAAUAUUAAUUUAAUCGUUAACCUUAAUCAGAUUAGAUUAAAAUAUUGUUGUUUUGGAUUUAAUAAGUAUUUAAUUAGUUAACUUGAUUGGGUUAUUUUGUUUCGGAUCUUAAAAUUUGAUUAGUUGCAUGUUGUGUACUCCAUAGUUAUUAUGCUCAUACUUGUGUUAUUUCCAGGUUUAUUGGUAGGAUAAACGUGAAUUAAUAUGGAUCCUGUCAAUAUUAGGUUGUAUUAUGGGGGAAGGUUUGUUACAAAGAAUAGAAUAACUACUUAUGAAAAGGGAGAAAGUAAUUAUGUUGGGCUGUCCUUGCAUCCAAAUGUAGAAGAGGUGUGUUACUUUGAAUUUGUGGAUUGGAUAAAGAGAGAGUUGGGGUAUGAGGAUGUGGGACAGAUUUGGUUUAGGAGAUAUGGGUGUAGUUUAUUUGCUGGUAGGAAGGAAAUUAAAAGUGAUGUAGACAUUCCUGAGUUUCUACAAUCAAAGGAGAAAGAUGGCUGGUACAAUAUGUAUGUGGUCCAUGAGCAAAUUAAAGAGAAAGAAAAGGAAUUUAGUGUGCAGAUUGGGAUGAGCAAUAAUAUUGACUCUGAAACUGAGGUAGAGAAAAGGAAGCUAGUGUCUUUUAUGUUGAGAGUGAGGAGGGAGGUCAAGGUGGAGGUGGGGUAUUAUAAGUGUUAUUAUGCUAGGCAAAAAGCUAUGAGGAUGAUAUAUGGAGAUGCUGCAAAUGAGUACAAUAAAGUCUGGGAUUAUGCAGAGGCUAUAAGGCAUUUUAAUCCUGGUAGUACAGCUAUAGUUAAGGUCACAGGCAUAAAGCAUCCACCUGUCCUAUUCCAAAGGAUGUACAUUUGCCUACAACCAUGCAAACAGGGUUUCAUGGCAGGUUGUAGGCCUAUACUUGGUGUAGAUGGGUGCCAUUUAAAGGGUCCAUAUCCAGGAAUAUUACUUACUGCAGUUGGGAAAGAUGGUAAUAAUAACAUCUUUCCAGUUGCUAAUGGCUUAACCGCAAUUAAAUAUAUAUGUAGUCUUUUGAGAAUGGAGGAAACCCCAGUUUAUCUUCAUGACAUACAAAAAUCGUUUAUCUAGUGGCAUUUACGCAAAUAAAUCAACAAAAUAUCCCUUCAACAUGACAUUUUCGUAGAUAAAUCAACAUUUGUGAGAUUAGUAUUUAGUAAAAGUUGUUGAAUGACUUAUUUGCACAAGGGUUUGUUCAUAUUUACUGAAUUGAGCUGAAUUGAACUGGAUUGAUUGAAUCUGAACUGAUUGAAUUUGAAUUGAACUGAACUGAAAUGAACUGAAUAAAACUGAAAUGAAUAUUUUAUGAGAGAUGGAAAUUAAGAGUUGAAUUGAACUGAUGUGAACUGAAAUUAACCUGAAGUGAACAUGGCCUAAAUGCUAAUCAUAAUGAUAAACUUGUAUUUUCUAUUGGGUUUAAGCUAUCAAGGUUUAUGUUUGACCAGUUUCCAAAAAAAAUGGUCUAUGUUUAAUCUAGCAUACAACCGAAAUUUCUACCUCAAAGGCGCGACAUUUGAAUUUUAUCUUUUGAUACUUUUAUAAUUUUCACUUUGAAAUAUAUCAUAAACACAAGAUUCAAAAUUUCAAUUUAAGAUCUGCAUUAAAGUUUAUACAUUAAUAUAAUAUAAUUAAUAGGUAUCUAAAUUGUUCAAAAUUCUGUAAUAUAAAGAAGUGCAUGCGAAGGAAACCUCCAAACGUCGUGGCCAGGCCAGCAUCACAUUAUUAAUUGCAUAUUUGCAUGCGUUGUUUAAUCCAAUUAGCAUUGAUUAUGAAGGUUAUAAAAAGGAAAAGAAUGAAGCAACAAAAAUGAAUUACUAAAAGACAUACAUUCAUGGUAAUUAACAUGAACACUUCAAGCUAUGUUAAGGUUUUACUUGUUUCAAUUGCCAUCGUAACAAUGAUGGCAAGUUUGGCUACUCGUGCAGCUGCGCAGGAAUUCCAUGUUUGCAACACCGAGGGUCAAAGCUGCUCUGAUCAAGAGCCUUGUUGCCCGGGUACUGCUUGCAGGGGAUUGUUCUUCUACACCUGCGACUACUGCCCGAGAGCUGAUCAACCUUGCGGUGCCCUGGCUUCGAUUGUGAAGGCGGUCCGUUCAACGGCAAAUGCGUGGCUAAAUAAUAGAGUAGACUCGCGAUUGCUUUAGCAACUCUACUUGUUUAAUUUGUUUCUUUGUAUGAAUACAUUUGUUGCUUCACAAUCUUACUAAACCUGGAAAAUCAAAUUGCUCUGAUUUUGUUAUUCUAUGUUGUGGUUGAUUUUUCUUUGUAUCGUAUUUUGUGCGUUGUUUAAUUUGAUUAAGGGCUUGUUUAGUUCACCUAAUUUUUACUUGUCUGAUAUGAGCAUAUUGUCGGAUUUGACCAAAAUUUGACCCAAAGUGUACGAUAGUUUAUAAAGAAAAAAAUUAUCAAGUGGCUUCUUGUUAGAUUCAUAAUAAUGUGUAUUUUAUUAAAAUAUAAUUUUCAUAAUUUUUAUCAUUACGAAAUUAAAAAUAUUUAGCGAUAAAAAAUUGUAAAUACACAAUGAUCUAAUAUUAACUUAUUUUUUUUGUGAUAUAAUCUUAACUGAACUUAUUUUUUCUAUUCCGAUCUGAUAUAAACUUAUUUUUUCUAAAAUAAGUAAAUAUUAGUUGAAUUAAACCAGAACUAAGUGUGCGCUAUGCGUCAUAUUAAUCUCUUUGUCUACAUAAAGAAUUACCGCAUCAAUUAUUAGAUUUUACUAUAGAAACUCUUCAACCAAUACUAUGGAUGUAAUAAUCCCUUAAUGAAUUUAGCUACAUCUACCAAAAACUGAAUCAAUAGGAGGAAGUAUAUUAUAAUAAGUAGCAACGAUACAACACUCCAUUAAGAUAAUUACAUAUUUGAUCUGAUUACAACACAUAAGAUUAUCAAAGGCCACUUUGUAGUAUACAAAGUAUUUGGCUUAUUGGAAAGUAAAAUAUUUCAUAACACAGCAUACAUAGUCCGUU